AUGCAGCGCUACACUGUUCAUAUCGUUUCCAUGACCACGGCCACGAAAGUGCUGCUCGUUCCUUUCGAACCAUCCGCGUUGGUCGCUGCCUUUCUGGAAGAGCUCUUCCUUCGCUUAUCGCGUCAAAAUGUGCCCCUGGCGCCCGACACACACGUCUGCACCCUUCACCUCGACAGCGAGACUGGUGCCAUCAUCGACUGCGAGGAUGUCAUCGGCGAUGUUGUCUUCUCCGGUGACGCGCUCUUCGCCGUCUUCAAACCAGCAGAGCAGCCCUCCACCCGCGCCAUGAGAAAUCUUCAUGGUGCAGACCACAUGCUGAACGUCCGAAUCAUCACUGCUGCUCUCGCCAAGGACAAUAACAACAUCCCGACGCUCGCAAUAUCAGCAUCAUCAACGAUUGGACAGCUCCACGAACAGGUCGCCGAGCAUCUCAACCUCUCGCACACUGCCACGACCUUCCAGAACGAAUGCAACUGCACCCUGGCCAAGAAGCUCUCGGACGGACCAUCUUCGCCAGGAUCAUUCUUGGUCGCCUCUGGCAAAAGCGAUGUUCAUCGCAUGAGUGUGUCGGCAGCCACCGAGGUCAAUAUCAACGCGGCCUUGACGCAUCAGUUUGGCGACAGCAUCUCUACACUCAAGCACGUCACUAUGCACGGAGCUGAGCGCUCGCAAAGCGCAUUCGACACGAACUACAUCAAGACACCAGUAGUCUCAAUUUGCGCCCACUCCAGACACAUUCCUCGACAUGCCAAGGUCUCUCACGAGGACGGCAGCGAACCACACAGCCGACUCCUUGAUCUUCAUACCUCAGAGUGCCCCAUCAGUCGGGCAUGCUGGGACAUUACCUUGCAUGAUACGGGUAUUGCUUCCCUGGCUGUGGAUGGAAUCAUCGAMAUCUACGCCGUGAACCGCGCUGUGACGAAUGAGUCCAAUCAAGGUCCAGGGCCAGGCAUCGGAAAGAGCGCCAUCUUUCGAUAUCGCUCUCACUGGGAGCCCUCGGWCAAGCAAACCGAUCGCGGAAUUGCCAUGUUGCUCUCUUCCCUGCGUGUCUUUGYCUCGAACGUGCAAGAAAUGGAUGAUCAGCACCAGGACGCUAUCUACCACGUCUUCGACCUGCUAUCAUCCUUUCCGCCUGCCCUACGAUGCCUGCACUUGCUCGUUGAAGGUAAGACAGUCACACCUAUGGAGAGUUCGGCCCUCAGUCAUGCGAUUUUCGAGAUCUUGAAAACCUACCUCCCAACGGAAAUAAUUGGCGGCGAUGGCUCCAGGCUAUUCGAAGGCGGUCGUCUUCUCUUCGGAUUCAUUCUCGAAAAGGCCCGCGCACUCAGACUGGCUGACACCAGCCACGAAAAUGACACCAACGCUGUCGAGAAGAUGCCAUAUCUCAACGCAUGGUCCGUUGUUGAUCUGCAGGAUUUCAAGACGAUGGAGCCUGCCAUUCAUCUUGUGUGUACGGAGGYUGGCAACAUUGAGCGGGCGCUGUACAAGGCUUUGCAAAAGGACGGCGUGCUUUCGAAAUCUCACCUCCAACCUGAUCAGCUUGUCCCCAUGGAUUGCCCCUCCGACCUUUCCAGAGUGGCACUUCUGUCUGGGGGCACGGCGGCGGAGAUCACCGUCUUUUCGACAUCAAUCUUGGCGAACAAUUAUCGAUACCCCGAUAAAGGUCAAAUCACAUCUGCUUUCGAUCCUCAUGAGCUCUCGGAGCUUGAUCACAUCGCUGCUGUAUGUGGCAGAAAUGGUCUCGCGGUCCACAAACCAAGUCAAUUGGCAAGCGCAGUAGCGCCCUGUCUCACCUUCGAUCGCAGUGCUCAUCUCGCGGUCUACAACGGCCCACAAGCAUCAUCACAGCCAGGUGACGAGUCCGGAAUAUUCCGACCAAUGCAUGGGAAUGAGGCCAUGGACGCAACAGUUGUCGAGCAAUUGAUUGCACCGAUCUUGUCUCGAUACGAAUCAGACGGUACAUCUGUGUUCGACAUGCUAGGGGGCUCUACCGUCCGUCGCUUACAGGCUCCUGAUGAGAUCGUCAUGUUUGCUGUUGACUGCAGCGCUUCGAUGAAGCUUGCGACCGACUUCCCAGACGUCAGCGAUGAGAACCAAUUCAAUGAAGACGAUCCCACUGCCGAGACCUUGGUGGAGGGUCAUUUCUUCACGCGAAGUUCCUUUGACAACACGAAAGAAAUUCUUUCCCAGCAUGAGAGCUUCGAAGACAUGCUGUCUAUAGUCUUCCACGCGACGACUGCGCGGAGACGAUCAAUCGCCGCCGAAGUCAUCGGACUCGUCCGCAGAGAGAUCUCGCUGGAGGUCGUCGCGAAUCAUGCAAAGGUGGAGWGACUGCAAGGCCUCACGUCCUUCGGCACUCGGCUUGCUAUAGCUUCAGCACAGCUCGCUCUCGAUAAGGCGAAAGAACUCUGGGCAGCUCUUCUAACACAAGAAUCCUCUCUCGUCGACUUUCUUAUUUUCCGUGCUACCACUUCACCAGAUGUAGCCGGUCGAUGGUUAUGGUAUGCUGGGCAAGAAAUUCCAGCAGGAGCACCUACAGGCAUUAUACCUGCACUUCCCAGCCAUAUCACAGAUGUCCAUGAUUGGCUUCAGUGCCCUAUUUCGCAUGGCUUGAUGGAAGAUGCUGUCACGGCCAAAGACAACUUCACGUAUUCUCGAUCGGCCAUCACACAAUGGUUCUCCAUCCGCAAAUCGUCGCCAAUGACCGGCCUGGAGCUUCAAGAUACUGCGCUGCGCCCGAAUGAUGCAGUGUCCGCUUCUGUUGCCGCCUGGAUAAUGGGAAACGAGACGCUCUCGAGCUCCACCCGCUCGAAUCGGGUCAUCAAGCUGGUCUUCAACAGCAGACUUGGAUCUUUCGAGCGCGAAGUUGACAACGCCAGCACGGUCACGUCACUCUAUAGAGCUGUUUUCGCUGGCCUCAAAGCACGUUUCACGGCCUUCCAGCUCGCCAAGGACGACCGUGUUCUUGGCCUUUCUGCAACAUCAUUACGGACAGCCGGCCUCAAACACCGAGAUCAGAUCACCAUUCGUCUCGCCGAUGACGGUGAUAUGGUKAUCUCUGCUGAGGGAGGAACUGCAACUAGAGCCUCAGGGGAGAUGUGCUUGAUAAAGGUCUAUGACCGUGGAGGUCGUGACCACGCUUCGUUCAGCUAUUGGGUUCGGCGGGAUAGUACCCUAUCCAUGAACUCAAUCCUUUUCAAGUUCUGGCGUUUCAAAUUCAGCAGUGGCGGGCUUCCAUUAGAUCAAGAUCGGCAAGUUUGGACAGGGAUACGAGGGACUGGAGACGACUCUUGUGUGGGCACUCCGGUUCCCCCCGGCGAUCGUUUGGCAACUUACCUGAACCGCACUCACUGCUCUGGUCAUCUCUAUGCAGAGCCUCUCUACUACGAGAACGAGAUUAGUCGAGACGGUGGGGGCGGAAUGGCUGGGCUCGGCAAUACUCAUCCUACCGAUGGUCCGCUCGUUCUCAAGGUCAUGGUCACUAGUAUGUGGUCCAAGAAGCGAGGACGUGAGCGCGGCAUCUUGUCGAGACUGGAUGUUUUGAAGCAAAUGUUCGAGGCUUUGAUCAACAGGCUCAUUGCCUACAACUACAAGACACAUGCUGGACUCGUCAUAUUCGCCUCCGAUGCGAAAGUCACCAAUGAAAUCUCCCACGUUCUGGAAAACUUCCGGCGUGCUACUUCAGCGAUGACCGCUGGUGGCGAUACAGCCCUGUGGGACGCUCUGUCGCUGUCACUAGAUCAGGUGCAGGAGAUGGCCAAGAAGUACCCAGCCGCGAAGAAACGCAUCAUCGUCAUCAGUGAUGGCGUCAACACAAAUUCCACCACCAGGACUUGUGAGAACAUUGGCUGGAAGAUGCACCAAGCUGGAGUCGCUGUCGACACGGUUUCAAUCGGCGCUGAGGACAAUCCUGACCUGAAGGCUUUAAGUUGGUUUCUUGGCUGCUACAGCUUCCAUCCAUCGUCACUCGCCAAUGCUCUUGCAAUCUGCGAAAUGGAGCCCUUCCUGUCAGCCACUGAGCGCCCAGACAUCGUUCCCCGAUAUGAAGCGACAGAUCGUCUCACAUUUCGCACAAGAUUUCUCAAUGCGAGAGUUGUGGCCAGAGACACCAUCGUCACUAGUGAACGAUUCCCAGCCCGCAAAGAGCAUGAGAACCUUGCCGAUGAGCUUGUGCAGCUGUCUGCGAACAUUUAUCGCCCAAAGACUGCUSCCGACAGUCAGUCUGGAACCCGCUCAACCUUUCGAAUUGCUAGAGUGAUGAAAGAGAUCAAUCAGUUGGUGGCUAACGAUCGGAGCCACCCAGCGUACGACAUUUAUGUCAGCGAGAACAACAUGUGCUUCUGGAAAGUGGUGAUUGCCGGCCCAUCGGACUCGCCCUAUGCCAACGGCACAUUCUUACUUUAUCUCGACAUGAAAACUACCUACCCAACCUUUGCCCCUGAAGCCCGCUUCAUCACCAAGCUCAUUCACCCCAAUGUCAACGCUCACGGUAGAGUCUGCCACCCUCUUUUCGGACGCGACUGGACUACAGACACCAACAUGACCACUGUGCUUGACACGAUCUACGGACUGCUGUUUCAGGCUGAAGUGUCCGAUCCAGUUAGUACGAUGUCGACUUUGGAGUAUCAUGCUGAUGGAGUGGAAUUCGCGGAUGCUGUACGCGAUCAUGUACAGAGACACGCCCUGAAAUCUCGCGCGCAGUGGCAAUCCGAGUUUCUUGGAGAGACCAGCGAUGGUGAGCGUGGCGAGUAG
Messenger RNA from Ramularia collo-cygni, 4752 nucleotides. RefSeq lists its product as uncharacterized. Gene Ontology annotation, cellular component: nucleus. The transcript has a single exon. The coding region runs from base 1 to 4752 and encodes 1583 amino acids. Gene Ontology annotation, biological process: protein polyubiquitination. The record is from RefSeq and is a predicted model, not a curated record. Lineage: Eukaryota; Fungi; Ascomycota; Dothideomycetes; Mycosphaerellales; Mycosphaerellaceae. Gene Ontology annotation, molecular function: ubiquitin conjugating enzyme activity.